AUGGAUUAUAUACAUUAUUAAGAAAUGCGUUAAUUAGAAGAGGUGAGUGCUUAUAAAAUGAAAGGUAUGCUAUGCUAGAGUGAUUUAGGCCUUUUUAGAGCAGGAAUAAAUAAAGAAGAGGCUUGUUUUAGCUAAGAAGGGGCUUAAAAUCAGUUGUUGAAUGAAUAGAGCAGCUUGGAAAAUAAAAGACUAAAAAAAUUUAUUUAUUAAUAACAGUAAAAUCGAGAAAUGUUAGCAAAGUAGGAAGAAUAUUUGUCUGCAAAUCAAUUAUAAUCCAAUAUAAGUUAACCCAACGCAAUCAACAGUGGUAAAUUUUAAGGGAUAUAGUAUUAAAAUAUAGAGGGAGAAUUAUGCGAAAAAGAAGUCUUAAGUAAAAUAUUUUGUGGUACAAGUACAGAUAAUUAACACUAUUAAUAGAAUAGUAACUUGGAUUACGAUAGAUAUGAUCAAUAAUAAAAAAAUUGUUUUUACACUAAUAAUGAAAAUGAAAUAGUUAAUGGUUAAAAAGAAAUAAAAUCAGGUUAUGAAAAUUAAGAAAUAAAAUAAUUUUAAAAAAUAACUUCAAUUGAUGUAAAAACAAAUCUUACUGAUUUGAAGAAAAAUAUAUAGAAAACUUAAGGUUAUUUUUAUAGUCUUAACUCACAAAUAUAGCCUUCCUUAAAACCUUCUUUUUUUUAAGGAGCACCUGCAAAUCAAUAAAUCUAAAAAUAAUAUUUACCUAAAUAAGUUAAGGAAUCAUAUAUUCAGAAUUUUGAUGUUUCUCCAAGGGCGAAUUUAAAUAAUUAAUUAAAAGAAAAAGUUUUUGAAAAUAUUAAUAAGCCUACUGAAUUUGAAACUAAACUUGAGAAAGAAGUAAUGAUGGGAAAGAUUAAUAAUCAUAUUUACUGUUCGCCAGAUAAUAACGAAAAUUUUUAUUACAUGAGCGAUCAAAGUCAGACAUGCAACUUGCCAGAAAAUCUUGAAGGAGAGAGCUAUUAAAACUAUCAGUUUUAGUAGCCAAAUACUGUUUUAUCUUCCUAUAGGGUUGAUGGGGGAAUAGAUCAUUUGGCCUACAAUUUUUCAAAAAGAUAAGAAAAUUAUUAAGUGGUUAAUGAAAUAUAUCAAAAGGAUGAAUAUCUAAUUUAUGGUUCUGAUAAAUUACAACCAUAUAAUUAGACACAAAUAUGUGAAGAUUUAGAAAAUCUUGUAAAUCCAUAUGAAAACGAUCCAAACAUCUUUGAAAAUUAAUAUGGAUAGCAGCAACUCUACUAAUUGGAUAGAGAAGAACAACUUUUCAUAGACUAGUUAGCUUAAAUCAGCCAUCAUAGCAUGGAAAAUUAAGGAGAUUUGUAUUUUUAGUAGUUUUCGACAUAACAAAAUUAUAAUUAUCCUCAAAGUUAUUAAUAGUAAAAAAUUAAUUAAAAUUCUUAAAUUGAGGAUUAAGUGUACUAAGAAUAGUAUCAGCCUUAGCAAAUUUAGUCAAUUAAUAAUUCUUGCGACGGUUCAUAUUUUUUAAAGCAGUAAUUAGCUUUAAAUCAUAAUAUAGCCAAAAAUGAAUCCAGCUCGAAAAUCGAAAACACAGAAACAUAAGAUAAUGCAAAUUUAGAAAGUUGCAGCAGUCUUGAAAAUAGCAGGAACUCAAAAAGCAGCAGUGUGACAAACUAGCAUGAUUUAGAAUACCUAACUUACAACUAAAACAACAGCAAGAAUAGCAUUGAUUAAAAUUAAGAUACUAAAUCAUAAUCACAAUAGAGUGAAGAUAUUGUAGAUUAAGUUAUUCAUUUAAAUAAAAAAAAUAUAGUUCGCAACAUAAUUAGAGCCUUUAAGAAGUACUUCCUAAAUAAGAAAGCUAAACCAUAGGCAGCUUUGUAGUUUUUCCCUGAACAAUCUUUAGAAGCUUCUAGAAACUAAUUUAAAUAAUAUUUUGCUAACAAAAAAUUUAAUAACUCUAUUCUCAAGUAACUUAUUGUUCACCCUAAAUAUGGUGAGAUAUUCAACUUUUUCCUCCUCAACAAAUCAAACGAAUAUCUCGAUCACUCCAACAUAAAGACAAAAAAGUCUCAUGAACUCUUUAUUAACUACUUAGUUUUGUGUUAUAAUGACCCUUAAAAACUAACUUACCUUGAGACUUACUCCAAAUUAUGA
Molecule: messenger RNA, 2124 nt
Organism: Tetrahymena thermophila SB210
Lineage: Eukaryota; Ciliophora; Oligohymenophorea; Hymenostomatida; Tetrahymenidae
Exons: 1
Source: RefSeq, a predicted model, not a curated record